UUCCAACGAAUUACGAGGAAAAAUGUUGAAUUUGCCACGUCAUGGAUUGAAUCUGAGACGUGUCAAAACAAACAAUCCCAUCUCUUGCAGGAUGACUGCUUUGGAACUAUUUCACAGAAUGAAGAAAACAUUUACAGUUGUCAAAGGAUUGUUCCUUGUCUGGUGUAUAUCUACAGUUAUCUCUACAUGUAUAGCUCAAGAACCUCCUGAACUUCAAGGUAUCACUGCAAGACACAAUUAUUUCAGACAUAUUUUCCAAGCACCUUCUAUUGAAUGGGAUGAUUCAGUAGCAAGUGCUGCUCAAACCUUCACCGACUCUGCUGCAGUUCUUGCUGCAUGUCCUGGACAGGGUGGCACGUUCCAACAUAAUACAGAUGGAGGAAAAUACGGUCAAAAUUUCGCUGGCUCUAGCUUUACCUAUCCCAAUCAAACGAUUGGUGAAACAGCAGUUGACUUGUGGAUGUUGGAAGAGAAGCAAUACAAUUUCCAAGACCCUGGUUUCUCCGAUAGCACGGGUCACUUUACUCAAGUGGUCUGGAUUGCAUCCACAAAACUAGGAUGUGGUUACCGGAAAUGUCCUACUUAUAAUGGCUUAACUCUGCAGUUUGUGAUAUGCAAUUACUUACCUCCUGGAAAUGUCAUCGGAGAAUUCGCUCAAAAUGUAAAGCCGCCAAUCACAAACAACAUUGACUUUACUUCUUUACCUUCAGCAACAGUAUCCCCAGUUACUACUUCUACAGUUAGCCCAUCUACAACACCAUCAACAACUCCAACUAUCCCAACAGUGUCUCCUACUGCUGUUCCUUCUACAACUGCAGUUCCUUCCACAACUACAGUUCCUGUUUCGACUAUUGUUCCAUUUACUUCAGGGCCAACUUUGUCAAGAUGCAACUGUACAUGUGAGAUAUCUUAAAUUGGAAACUUCUGAGUAUAUUCUUCUUCUGUUUUGCAUUUCUUUGAUUAAACUGAGUAUUUUGAGU
Molecule: messenger RNA, 980 nt
Organism: Galdieria sulphuraria
Lineage: Eukaryota; Rhodophyta; Bangiophyceae; Galdieriales; Galdieriaceae
Exons: 2
Coding region: 23-913 (296 amino acids)
Cellular component (GO): extracellular region
Source: RefSeq, a predicted model, not a curated record